UAAGUUAUUUAUUAUUUUACGAAACUAGAUAAACUUAACUAACCAUAACAAACUUAAGCAACAAACAAGCACCAAGGCUUUCCUUUCUCACCACCCGAACUGAACUCUUUCAAAAUAAUAGCAGACAUGUCAUCAAAUUGUAUUUUUAUUGGUAGACCUAUAAAACAUGAAGGCAAUUGUUUACGACCAAAUCGUCGUUGCUUACUUUCUAUGAUAUUGGGCCUCUUAAUAGGCUUCUGUUUAGCCAAUUUUUUAGUUUUAAACACAUCGUCCCAUCUGCCGAGUAAGAGGCACAGAUAUGCUAUUGUUAAUGAUAAAUAUGCUAGUCGUAAUCUUAGCGAUGCCUCUGGACCCGAGUUGGAUGUGGGUUUUCACAAACAUAAGCAAGAAAACAGUUCAGUGGCACAAAAAUUAUACAGUGAGGUACGUGUUCUAUGUUGGAUCAUGACAAAUCCUGAAAAUCACAAAACCAAAGCACGACAUGUCAAGCGUACCUGGGGUAAACGCUGCAAUAAAUUAUUGAUAAUGAGUUCAGAAGAGGAUAAAGUUUUAGGCACUGUAGCUUUGACGGUUUCCGAGGGUCGUAAUAAUUUGUGGGCCAAAACGAAAGAGGCCUUUAAAUAUAUUUACGAACAUCAUUUAAAUGAUGCCGAUUGGUUUUAUAAAGCUGAUGAUGAUACUUAUGCGAUUGUAGAGAAUUUACGUUAUCUAUUAUAUCCCUAUAAUCCCGAAACUCCCAUAUAUUUUGGUUGCAAAUUUAAACCGUUUGUUAAGCAGGGCUAUAUGUCCGGUGGUGCUGGCUAUGUUUUGAGUAAAGAAGCUGUGCGGCGUUUUGUGAAACAGGCCAUACCCAAUAAGGAAUUGUGUCGUGCGGACAAUGAUGGCGACGAGGAUGUGGAAAUUGGCAAAUGUUUGCAAAAUGUUAAUGUAACCGCUGGCGAUUCACGUGACCAUCAAGCGAGAGGUAGAUUUUUCCCCUUCAUUCCAGACGAUCAUUUAAUACCCAGUAGUGAUAAACAAUUUUGGUACUGGAGUUAUAUUUACUACAAGACUGAUGAGGGUCUUGACUGCUGUUCAGAUUAUGCCAUUUCAUUUCAUUAUGUGUCACCGAAUGCAAUGUAUGUUUACGACUAUUUAAUCUAUCACUUAAGGCCAUAUGGCCUAAUUAAUGCUAUGGAACCACUACCGGGAAAAUUAAAAGUCAGUGAAACAGAAGCACCUCCUGUGGAACCGGAGAAACAAAGUCAAACAGUGGAGUCUUAAAUUUUGUAUUUAGUGUUAUAACUUUUGUUUAUGUAUUGUGCAUAUUGAUUUAUAACUUAGUAAGCUUUUAGAAAACAAGUAAGAGUUCUAUAAUUGGCUGUGCGAAUCUUAUAUACCCUUCAAAUAAUGUGU
Lucilia cuprina (Australian sheep blowfly) is the source of this 1395-nucleotide messenger RNA. RefSeq names its product glycoprotein-N-acetylgalactosamine 3-beta-galactosyltransferase 1-like. The record is from RefSeq and is a predicted model, not a curated record. The coding region runs from base 127 to 1263 and encodes 378 amino acids. Lineage: Eukaryota; Metazoa; Arthropoda; Insecta; Diptera; Calliphoridae. Gene Ontology annotation, cellular component: membrane. The transcript has 3 exons. Gene Ontology annotation, molecular function: N-acetylgalactosaminide beta-1,3-galactosyltransferase activity.